AACCCUAACUUUUUCUGCUUCUCAAGCGUCUCGAAAUCUGAAUCCAGAUCAAACAAAAUUGAACGGACUUGCUUUGACACAGCAGACCGUGACUGCAUCUCGAAAUCGGGAUGGGUGCUCCAAAGCAGAAAUGGACUCAAGAAGAAGAAUCAGCUUUGAAGUCUGGAGUUAUAAAGCAUGGACCUGGUAAAUGGCGCACAAUUCUCAAAGAUCCUGAAUUUAGCGGAGUCUUGUACCUGCGUUCCAAUGUUGAUCUUAAGGACAAAUGGAGAAACAUGAGUGUCAUGGCGAAUGGGUGGGGAUCGCGCGAAAAGUCUAGGUUAGCUGUUAAAAGGACACUCUCCCUUCCUAAACAGGAAGAGAACUCACUAGCCCUAACCAAUUCUUUGCAAAGUGAUGAAGAAAUGGUGGAUGCGACCUCUGGACUGCAAGUUUCUUCUAAUCCUGCACCAAGGAGACCUAAUGUAAGGUUGGAUAGCCUUAUAAUGGAAGCAAUUUCUACCCUGAAAGAGCCUGGUGGCUGUAAUAAAACAACAAUUGGUGCCUACAUUGAGGAUCAAUAUCAUGCUCCAACGGACUUCAAACGGUUGUUGUCUACCAAGCUAAAGUACUUGACAGCUUGCGGUAAACUUGUGAAGGUUAAGCGUAAGUAUAGAAUUCCAAACUCCACUCCGUUAUCUUCCCACAGGAAAAAAGGUCUGGGGGCGUUUGCAGGAAGACAGAGGACUUCUUCUUUGCCUUCACCUAAAAUAGACAGAGAUGAAGUGAAUUUUCAGACAAGGUCACAGAUCGAUACAGAGUUAGCCAGAAUGAAGAGUAUGAACGUACAUGAGGCGGCAGCAGUUGCAGCACAGGCAGUAGCAGAGGCAGAAGCUCUCAUGGCAGAGGCUGAGGAAGCUGCAAAGGAAGCAGAGGCAGCAGAAGCCGAAGCCGAAGCAGCUCAAGCUUUCGCUGAAGAAGCUUCAAAGACACUGAAAGGAAGAAACAACUGCAAAAUGAUGAUCCGUGCCUGAGGUGAUGGAAAGCGAGAGAAGAAGAAACUAAAAGUGAAGAGAGAGUAGAGAGAAGCCUAGUGUUUGUGUUGUUGAUGAUUCUCUCUACUUUAGAAGGUUUUUUUAGUAGUAAGCAAUCAAAUAUGUUUGUCAGU
Molecule: messenger RNA, 1147 nt
Organism: Arabidopsis arenosa
Lineage: Eukaryota; Viridiplantae; Streptophyta; Magnoliopsida; Brassicales; Brassicaceae
Source: the annotation of a GenBank genome assembly